AUGCGUACAUCGCGUCAUGAGGCUUGCGGGCUUACAAUGCCAAACCGCGGGACCGCACCCUCGCCUAUCCCGAUUUGUAAUGCGCCCCGAACGCCAUCUUCACAAUUUCGCUGCCCGCGCCCUUAUUUCCUGGCGUUUAAGCGUCUGGCUCUAACAGCUACCCCCUGUCGUCGCUCUCAGCCGCAACGUCGCAAGCACGGCGGCUUACGUACCCCAACGCACCGCGCUUACAUUAGCAAGCAUGUCGGCCCAAGGGCUGACCCGAUGCGCGCUUCCCCGUUCAGGCGAAUCUAA
This is a messenger RNA of Purpureocillium lilacinum, 294 nucleotides long. Lineage: Eukaryota; Fungi; Ascomycota; Sordariomycetes; Hypocreales; Ophiocordycipitaceae. The record is from RefSeq and is a predicted model, not a curated record.